AUGGAGGGCAACACUGCAGUCAUUGGCAAGAAGCGGCGUGCAUCAGACAAUGCCACUGGACGACGCGAGAAGUCGAAGACCAGCCAGCCGCUAUCUACUGACCUUGUCAAUGCAGUCACGGCGUCGGAUGGCUCAGGGCUAAUUGUUCAGAAAAAGCCUUGCAAGGUACGGAGUGACAAGGGCGUGAAGAAGGGUCCCAGGAAGAAGGCGGCAGCAGAAUGUGGCGGCCAGCCCUAG
This is a messenger RNA of Sparassis crispa, 237 nucleotides long. RefSeq lists its product as hypothetical. Lineage: Eukaryota; Fungi; Basidiomycota; Agaricomycetes; Polyporales; Sparassidaceae. The transcript has a single exon. The record is from RefSeq and is a predicted model, not a curated record. The coding region runs from base 1 to 237 and encodes 78 amino acids.